This is a messenger RNA of Tarenaya hassleriana, 2344 nucleotides long. Its product is annotated as ubiquitin-like modifier-activating enzyme atg7. The record is from RefSeq and is a predicted model, not a curated record. Gene Ontology annotation, cellular component: phagophore assembly site; cytoplasm. Gene Ontology annotation, biological process: autophagy of mitochondrion; autophagosome assembly; piecemeal microautophagy of the nucleus. Bases 84 to 2213 code for a protein of 709 amino acids. The transcript has 14 exons. Gene Ontology annotation, molecular function: Atg8 activating enzyme activity; Atg12 activating enzyme activity. Lineage: Eukaryota; Viridiplantae; Streptophyta; Magnoliopsida; Brassicales; Cleomaceae.
CAGAAGUGAUUCCGUCUACUCUCCGACAUCGUUGCAAGUGAUUGACUUUGAAGAUUUGGGGUCGGUUGGAGAGAAGAUCGGCGAUGGAGGAGAAGGAGACUCGUCCGAUACUUCAGUUCGCACCAUUCAACAGCUCUGUCGACGAGGGUUUCUGGCAUGGCUUGUCCUCUUUGAAACUCGACAAACUCGGCAUCGACGAUUCUCCGAUCCCCAUCACCGGUUUCUAUGCACCGUGUUCACAUCCGCAAGUCUCGAACCAUUUGACCCUUCUUUCAGAAUCAUUGCCAUUGCACGAUGAAUCAUCGGAUGCGGAAACUAAAACUACUCGUGGAAAUCGGAAUAAGUGUCCUGUUCCCGGUGUUCUGUAUAACACCAACACUAUGGAUAGCUUUCAUAAACUUGACAAACAAGGUCUGCUGAAAGCAGAGGCAAAGAAGAUUUGGGAGGAUAUUCGUACCGGGAAAGCUCUAGAGGACUGUGCUGUAUUAUCAAGAUUCCUUGUUAUCUCGUUUGCAGACCUGAAAAAAUGGAACUUCCAUUAUUGGUUUGCAUUCCCUUCUCUAGUGCUCGAUCCUCCUGCAAGGUUGAUCGACUUAAAGCCAGCUUCCGAGUGGUUUAGUUCAGAAGAGGUAGUGUCGGUAUCUGCUGCAUGCAAUGAAUGGCGUGACUCGAAUUUGACAACCGAUAUCCCGUUCUUUUUGCUUACCAUUUCUUCCGAUUCAAAAGCUACUAUAAGGCAUCUGAAGGAUUGGGAAGCCUGCCAAGAUGAUAAUCACAAGGUUUGUCAAUCAGAAUUACUUUUUGGAUUUUACGAUCCGUGUCACCUUCCUAGCAAUCCCGGCUGGCCACUUCGAAACUACCUUGCUCUUAUCUGCUCAAGAUGGAACCUCGAGACAGUUCAGUUUUUCUGCUACAGAGAGAGUCGUGGUUUUGCUGACAUGGCUUUGUCCCUUGUCGGAGAAGCCUCAAUUACACUUCCACCAGAGAAGGAAGAUCCUCAACUUGUACCCAAGUCAGUGGGAUGGGAACUUAACAAAGGUAGAAGAUUACCUCGGUCCAUUAGUCUUGCUAAUUCCAUGGAUCCGAUGAGGUUGGCUGUGUCUGCUGUUGAUUUAAACUUGAAACUAAUGAGAUGGCGAGCCCUUCCAUCUCUGAAUUUGAACGUUUUCUCCUCUGUGAAGUGUCUUCUUCUUGGAGCUGGUACAUUGGGAUGCCAAGUUGCUCGUACCCUUAUGGGAUGGGGUGUCCGGAAAAUUACUCUGGUUGACUAUGGAAAGGUAGCUAUGUCUAACCCGGUGAGGCAAUCCCUCUAUACAUUCGAAGACUGUGAAGGCGGCGGAAAAUUUAAAGCCUUAGCAGCUGCCGAAAGCCUUAAACGGGUUUUUCCAGCAAUGGAAACUACAGGGGUCGUUAUGGCUAUACGGAUGCCCGGGCAUCCGAUUUCUAAACAAGAAGAAGAUAGUGUGCUUAAGGAUUUCUUACGCCUCGUUGAUCUGAUUGAAUCCCAUGAUGUGGUUUUCCUGUUGACUGAUACAAGAGAAAGCAGGUGGCUGCCUUCUCUUCUUUGCGCUAAUGCCAACAAGAUCACUAUAAAUGCAGCUCUAGGGUUUGACAGCUUCAUGGUAAUGCGUCAUGGUCCUGGUCCCCUCUGGUCGAAUUCCGAAGCAGAAAGUUCCAUAUCCAGUGAUAUGCGAAAUCUUGACAUUACCAAGACAGACAAACACAGGCUUGGAUGUUACUUCUGUAAUGACGUGGUUGCACCCCAAGAUUCAACUACUGAUCGAACCCUAGACCAACAAUGCACUGUUACUCGCCCGGGUCUCGCCCCCAUUGCUGGAGCUCUCGCUGUUGAACUCUUAGCCGGCGUCCUGCAACACCCUCUCGGGAUCUAUGCCGAGGGGGAGACCAGCUCGAGCAAUGGAGGAAACAGUGAUGAUCCUUCACUAGGGAUCUUACCCCAUCAGGUCCGAGGUUCUAUCUCUCUGUUCUCUCAGAUCACACUGGUCGGGCAUGCAUCCAACAGCUGCACCGCUUGCUCUGAAAUCGUGAUAACUGAGUAUAGAAGAAAAGGAAAAAGUUUCAUACUUGAAGCGAUCAACCAUCCCACGUACCUGGAGGAUCUUACUGGUUUAACUCAGCUUAAGACAGAUGCUAAUUCCUUUAACCUUGACUGGGACAACGAAGAUGACGAUGAUGUUGCAGAAGAUUUCUAAAAGUUGUUUAUCUGAUAAUGUCUUCUGUUUCAUGAAAAGUUUUAUAUUUUCUUAUUGCAUUUCACUUUAUGAGAAAAAUUAAUUCGUCUGUAUUAUUACACCUUUAUUUUAUUUUAUUUUUUGGUGAAUUA